Trichoplusia ni (cabbage looper) is the source of this 3780-nucleotide messenger RNA. RefSeq lists its product as uncharacterized. NCBI's taxonomy places the organism in Eukaryota, Metazoa, Arthropoda, Insecta, Lepidoptera, Noctuidae. The transcript has 22 exons. The coding region runs from base 322 to 3780 and encodes 1152 amino acids. The record is from RefSeq and is a predicted model, not a curated record.
CCCUGCUCAUACGAACGCAAGAUGGCUGCCAAUUUAUGUGAACGCAAGGACAAGUAGAAAAGUGAUAUCCGUUUGUGAUAUUUCGUUUAUAUUUGUGAUAAUAACGUUAUAAAUAUUAUCAUUGUUUUGUGUCAGUGCUUGGAGAAAGUUUUUGUGCAAUAUAUUAUGAGUUAUUAAUGUUUUAAAGUAGUUUGUGUAAUCUUACGUUGGAUGGUACAAAAUGUUCCUUGUUGAAUUGUGAUUAUUUAUGCAGUGAUACAAGUUUUUGGAUCGCUAUGACGCUUGUUGUUGGAUGAUAUCUGUGUUAUCACCUGGGCGGGUAUGGAGAAGGCGAAGGCGUACAUAAAGAGCUCGCUGGCGUCGAAGCCGGCGUCGCCGUGCGCGUCGCGCGAGAAGCCGGCGGCGCCCGCGCAGCAGGACGAGCCGCGCGUGUGCUUCGUGUGCGGCGGCGCCGGGUUCAGCGACCACUACACCGUCAGGGUCAAGCCCGACACACAGUGCUCGGAGCCAUACUUCCCGUUCCUGGGCGCGCACGCGCCGCCAGCGGGCUACCGCGCCGAGGGCGACGAGGAGGGCACGGUGCGAUGCUGCUGCGUCUGCUACACCUUCCUGCGCCAGCAGUGGGAGCAGUACGACCGCGAGAACAAGCCCCACAGCCAGAGGUUCUACUGGAUGAAGCGGCUCGACGGGAAACCAUUCAUAGGCGCGGACAUGUCGUUCCAAGGCGAGUACGCGGCGCAGGUGCUGGGCCUGUCGGCGGAGGGCGCGCGCGAGGAGGCGGCGGGCUCCCCGCGGCCCACGUCGCGCCCGCUCUACCCGCUGGACGCGCCCGCGCCCGCGCCCGCCUCGCCCUACCGCAAGGACGACAAGGAACACAACAACCAUGUCAACAACAAGUUUAAUAAUAACCAAGCGCGGUUCCUGGCGGGCGGCGGCGAGGAGGAGGGCGUGCUGGACCUGCGCGCGCGCGACCCCUCCGUCAUCUCGGUGGGCUCGCAGCACUCCGGCGCCUCCGAGCCCGCCGGCUAUCUGGACGCCGUCAGAUCGACGGUGUCGGUGUACUCGGGCAACUCGAACUCGAGCUCGGACCGCGACAUCCUGGACCUGUCGAUGCCGGACAAGAACUCCAUGACGGAGGUGUGCUACGUGUGCGGCGACGAGUACAAGCGCGGCACGCUGUACAACCUGCACACCAAGGAGCCCAAGGACAAGUCGAACAAGCAGGCGUACUUCCCCAUCUUCGGCGAGCAGCACCCGCGGCCGCCGCGCUCGCGCCCCAAGGACGCGCAGGGCACGGUGCGCGCCUGCGCCGCCUGCCACCACCACCUGCUGCAGCAGUGGAACAGCUACCAGAUGCGCGGCGUGGCGGCGAACGAGCGCGUGUACACGCUGCGCACGCGGCCGCCGUCGCUGCUGCCGCCGUCGCCGCUGAGCCUGGCGUCGUCGGGCGACAAGUCGCUGGCGGCGCACAACACGCACUCGCCGUCGCUGGAGCGGCUGGAGCGCCUGGAGCGGCUGGAGCGGCCCGCCAGCCAGCCCGCGCCCGCGCCCACGGCCAGCUUCGUGUGCUACGUGUGCGGCGUGGGCGCGCUCAGCUCGCAGCUGCGCCUCGUCUACUGCUGCCCCAACCCCGAGCGCGAGCCCUACUACCCCUUCAUCACCUCGCUCAAGCCGCACCAGGACGCCAGCCCCAUCAGCCCGCAAGGCAUGGUACAAAUAUGUGCGUCGUGUUACAAGAGCAUACCGCACAAGUACCCCGCGUACGGCGAGAACGGUGAGCCCAACGCCGCGCACAACAACUCCCAUACUAACAAUAUUAGGUUUAAGCCAUACGACAUUAAAUCAAGUUCGAAUCAAUCAAAUAAGCGCACAUCGAACGCGCUGUCAAAUAGUCCGCAGAGCCAGAUAGUGUCCGGGGAGAAUGGCAUGGGACUAUACAGAUGCUACGUGUGCGCGGGGCUGUUCCCGCAGCAGUCCAUGGAGUGGCUGUCGACGGUGGCGGAGUACAUGAACUCGCACGCGAUGCACUUCCCGUGCCUGGCGGGCGCGGCGCGCGGCGGCCGCGUGCUGGCCUGCGCGCGCUGCGUGCGGCAUCUGGCGCGCCAGUGGGAGCUCAUGGACGCCGAGAGGGUGCCGCUCGAGCACCGCAGAUACAACAUCCCGUCGCCGCUGCCCUCGAACUCCUCCGUGAACGGCGAGCGCGUCAUCCCCACCCCGCCCUCAACCACCUCCGACAGAACCGUCGCUAGUAAUAGUGCUUGUACUUCUAUCUACUGCUUCCUGUGCGGGCUGCACUCGGACUUCACGCUGGCGCGGAUCCUGUACGGCCAGCCGCAGGGUAACGCGCCCUACUUCCCCUGUCUACUCACGCAUCAGAGUCAUCCAAACGCCGAGCAGUUACGUGAGAACGGCUCGGCUCUAGUCUGUACGUUCUGCUACCACUCGCUGCUUAGUCAAUGGAGAAGGUACGAGGCGCUGGGCGGCUACCCGCCGGAGCGGCGCGUGUACAACACGCACGACUACCACUGCCAUCUGUGCGGGAUCAAGACCUACCGCAAGCGGGUGCGGGCCUUGCCUAUCAAAGAAUUCCCAUUCUUAGUGCAAAGGCGGACUGAAAAUUCAUUAUUAUUAGAAAAUGGCGAUUAUGCCGUAGUAUGUUUAGACUGUUAUGAAAGCUUAAGGACGCAGGCGCAGGACUACUCGCGGCGCGGCGUGCCGGUGGACAAGCGCGAGUACAACUGGCUGCAGCAGCCGCCGCCGCCCGAGGACUCCGCCGACGUCACCAUCGCGCGCCUGCCCUCCGGGGACCGCUCCGACAAGCUGAUACCUCAAUCCCUAGUGAUGUCCCGCGGCAGCUCGAAGCGGAAUAGCCCCAAGCAGCCGUCCGCGGUGCUCACCGACAGAAGACUGACUCCCGCCAAGAUCGACAAACCCGAUCAAGGUGUGAGCGCGAACAAGAUUCCGAAACGCGCUGAAAUCCCUCCGAACAAGGGCGGGCCGUUCGCGGCGGCGCUGCGGACGCUCGCCAAGAACGCGGGCCCCGACGCCAAGGACGGAGGCGGGUCCGGCGCCGCGGCGGGCGAGCGCGACGCGGGCAAGGACAAGCCGCCGCCCGCGCCGCCCAAGCGGGCCUCGCCGCACCACCUGCCCGCCAGCGGGUUCCAGCCCUACCGGCCCGACGACAGACUGUCCCACCCUGCGGCUUCGUUCCCCCUACUGGAGCCGUCCGCGUACUCUCCGUACGCACACCCCAGCAUCUACUCGAGCGCCGCGCUGCAGUACAGGCUAGCGGCGGAGGAGCAGAUGUACCUGGAGCGCGUGUUCCGCAGCGGCGUGGGCGUGGGCUGGCUGCCGCCGUACGCGCUGUACCCGCCGCUCGCGCCGCCGCUGCCGCUCGUCGCGCACGCGCAGCACGCGCAGCACCAGCACGCGCUGCACGAGGACCGCGAGAAGGAGAUCGCGCUGCAGCGGGAGCGUGAGAGGGAGCGCGAGCGGGAGAGGGAGAGGGAGCGCGAGCGCGAGCGGGAGCAGCGCGAGAAGGAGCAGCGCGAGCGCGAGCGGCUGCGCUGCGAGAAGGAGCGCGCGCGGCUGGAGGCGGGCGCGCUGCUGCCGCCGCCCGCGUACCUGCCGCGCGCGCUGCUGCCGCCGCCGCUGCUGUACCGGCCCUACCGGCCCUACGCGGCGCCGCUGGCCUACGAGCCCGCGCCCGAGCCCGCGCCCGCCGAGCCCGAGCCCGAGCCCGCGCCCGCCGAGCCCGCAGGUGAGGAGCCCGCCGCCUGA